AUGGAAAACGAUGAAAGGUCCAAGUGUGAAAUUCAACAAAAAGGUAUAUCUUGCUUGGAACUACCUCACAACACUUUAUCGGAGCAUGCGAUUGCAGCUGAAUUGUGAGUAAUUUGAGUAAUAAAUAGAACAUUCGCAAUUUCAGUACGGAAGUUUGUCGGUCACCCGUCGAGGGUGUAUUCGUCGUUCCAAGUUCAAAAAGCAAAUAUGGUAGAACAAAACAAUGAAAUUUUCUCAUAAUUGAAAAAACAUUCAGUGUGGAAUGGAGUAGUUUUCGUGAAGAAAGGACUGUUUGGAGGAGGAAUAUUCCGAUUCUGUCUGCUCAUACCUGAAGAAUAUCCAAAUACUGUUGUUACCCCAACUAUUGUAUUCAGAAAAACAAUAUUUCAUCCAUUGAUUGAUGCAAAAACUAAAGUUCUCGAUUUGUCCCUGUCAUUCCCUGAUGGCUGGAAAAGCGACAAACACAGUAUUAGAAGAGUCCUGACAGUAUUACCGGUAUUUUCUAUUGCAAUACUAUUAAAACUCGUUGUAUUCUCAUUACAGAGGAUAUUUCUUUCGUUCGAAUUUAGAAGUGAUAACUACGUUAAUAAACUAGCCGCUCUUCUUUAUAAAGAAAGCCGAAGGAAAUUUGCCGAUAAAGUAUUCGAAGAUGUGGAAACAAGCAGAGCAGAAGUGUACUCGGAAAUUUUAUCAGAUAAGGAUGAUAAAAGCUCUAUCAAGUAAGAUCAUAAUUCUCAUCAUUUUUUUAUUAUAGGGACAUUUCUCCGAAAUCGCCCUCUGUUUCUAAUCGCUCAGACAAAGCAAUUCGAAUCUAAUUAGAACAAAUUAGAUAAAACCACGUCUAAUUAGAUGAUUUUAAGUAGUUUCUAACGCAUCCUUUUUAGAUUCGCAAAAAAAAAACCAAGUCUAAUUAUAGUAUUUUUAGAUCGAAUGCUAGUCUAAUUAGAUUCAUAAACGGGUUUUCACAUCUAAUUAGACAAAUUGCGAAUCUAAUUAGAUGAUUUUAGUUUUUUUAGUUGAUUUCGGGGGUACCCCUGCAGAAUGGUACCCCCGUAGCAUGCUUUUGUACGCUAAAAUCGUUUCUACCCCCUUGUAGCCCGUUUUUUAAACACGUUUUUAAAAAAAAAUAAAACGUUUUUAAACAGACUGCUACCGUGGGACAAUAGAACACAUGAACCUGUGAAGAGCGUGAUGAUAGAUAUGGAAAAAGGUAAUGCAACUGCCGCCGAAUUUCGAAGAUUGCAAUUUUGUACAACACGUGAAUUGAAAUUAAAAGAAACGGUCGGAAGGAGUUUUCCUAAAUUUUAUUCUUGGUUUGAUCCACAUCAAAUGACAAUUGUAACUCGAUAUGUCACAACGACAGGCGAGGUAUUUGACGUAUAAAAAUGUUUUACAUUAAACUUUGAAUUUCAGGAAAAGUCUCUAAUUGCAAUAUGUUUUGCUGAAAAGGAUCGGCAGAAACAUGGAAUUGACCUUUUGGACCUUAGCGUGAUUGUUGUGCAUGAUUGUCAAUGA
This is a messenger RNA of Caenorhabditis sp. 36 PRJEB53466, 1515 nucleotides long. The record is from the annotation of a GenBank genome assembly. Lineage: Eukaryota; Metazoa; Nematoda; Chromadorea; Rhabditida; Rhabditidae.